UUUUUUUUUUUUAUGAUAUUGAUUGUUUACAGGUGCAAAACCGUACUAUAACGAGACUGUGCCGCAGACAAGUGAUCACUGCUGUAAAUGGAAGUCUUCCUGGUCCAACCAUACGUGUAAACGAAGGGGACACCCUUGUUGUUCAUGUCUUCAACCUUUCACCUUAUAAUCUCACUAUUCAUUGGCAUGGAGUUUUUCAGCUACUGAGUGGGUGGGCUGAUGGACCCGAAUUUGCGACCCAGUGCCCGAUCCGACCCGGACAUAGCUACACCUACAAGUUUAACGUAACGGGUCAAGAAGGGACUCUUUGGUGGCAUGCACAUGUUUCAUGGCUUAGAGCCACGGUUCAUGGUGCACUCAUUAUUCGACCCAAAAAAGGAAACUCUUAUCAUUUCCCUAAACCUUACAGAGAAGUCCCUAUCCUCUUAGGAGAAUGGUGGAAUGCCAAUGUUGUGGACGUGGAGAAUGAAGGACUAGCCAGUGGUGCUGCACCUAAUAACUCUGAUGCUUACACCAUUAAUGGAUGGCCAGGCGAUCUUUACCCUUGCUCUGUUAAUCAAACAUACAAGUUGACAGUGAAACAAGGGAAAACAUAUCUCCUUCGUAUCAUCAAUGCUGCACUCAAUAACCAGCUCUUUUUUAAGAUCGCAAACCAUAAAAUGAAAGUUGUCGCGGUUGAUGCUGCUUAUACUGAUCCUUACAUUACGGACGUAGUCGUCACCGGACCAGGUCAGACGACCGACGUCCUCUUGACGGCCGAUCAAGCGCCGGCGUCGUACUACAUGGCGGCUAACCCCUACGCUAGUGCAGCCGGGGUACCAUUUGACAACACAACCACAAGAGGAAUUAUAAUAUAUGAAGGUGCACAAACAUCAAAUCCAAUAAUGCCAAUUUUACCAGCCUUUAAUGACACGCCAACAGCCCAUAAAUUCUUCACCAAUAUAACUGGGCUUGUAACUGGGCCAUUUUGGAUCCCUCCACCUCGUAAAGUGGAUGAGCACAUGUUUAUUACUAUUGGGCUGGGCCUAACUGCUUGUAAUAGACCAGGAAAUGCAACAUGUGGAGGCCCAAAUGGACAAAGAUUUGCUGCUAGUAUGAACAAUGCAUCUUUCCAAUUGCCUGACAAGAUUUCAAUGUUGGAGGCAUUUUUCCACAACGUGAAUGGAGUUUACACUACUGAUUUCCCUAACCAACCACCACUGAAAUUUGACUACACAAAUUCUAAUAAUAGCAUGAAUCCUGCUAUUAUAAUGACUACAAAGUCUACUAAAGUGAAGAAAGUUAAGUUCAAUGCCACAGUUGAGAUUGUGUUCCAAAAUACUGCUUUGAUUGGGAUAGAAAAUCAUCCUAUUCAUCUGCAUGGAUUUAACUUCUAUGUCUUGGCUCAAGGAUUUGGAAAUUAUAAUCCCGCAGUUGAUCGGAAAAAAUUUAACCUUUUCAAUCCUCAAGAACGUAACACAAUUGGUGUUCCAGUCGGAGGAUGGGCUGUCAUUAGAUUCCGAGCUAAUAAUCCAGGUGUAUGGUUGAUGCAUUGUCAUUUGGAUGUUCACUUGCCUUGGGGAUUAGCUACAUCUUUUGUUGUUGAAAAUGGGCCAACACCAUCAACUAGGCUACCUCCUCCACCACCAGAUCUACCUAAAUGCUAGAUUAUUUCCUUUUUAUUUAUUUUUAUUAGGAUACCAGAGUGUGAUUAUAUGAUUCUUGGUUUGUUUCAUUCUUCCAAUUGUAUAAGCGAGUCAUUUGUUUUUCUGGUCAUUCUUUGACUUGUUAAACAAACAUGGUUGUAUUUAGUUAUCAUCAUUCUUUAAGAUUUAUGUUAAGUGUAAUGUAUCAUCCUUGCCUGAGAUUGCUCUUUGAUUAUGAAUAAAGUUACUGUCUUUGGGAUUCCUGCUAAA
This is a messenger RNA of Nicotiana attenuata, 1895 nucleotides long. Its product is annotated as laccase-7-like. The record is from RefSeq and is a predicted model, not a curated record. NCBI's taxonomy places the organism in Eukaryota, Viridiplantae, Streptophyta, Magnoliopsida, Solanales, Solanaceae. The transcript has 5 exons. Gene Ontology annotation, cellular component: apoplast. The annotation marks the transcript as partial. Gene Ontology annotation, biological process: lignin catabolic process. Gene Ontology annotation, molecular function: hydroquinone:oxygen oxidoreductase activity; copper ion binding.